This is a messenger RNA of Megalops cyprinoides (Indo-Pacific tarpon), 3720 nucleotides long. RefSeq names its product T-box transcription factor TBX2b. Gene Ontology annotation, cellular component: nucleus. The record is from RefSeq and is a predicted model, not a curated record. Bases 463 to 2541 code for a protein of 692 amino acids. Gene Ontology annotation, molecular function: RNA polymerase II cis-regulatory region sequence-specific DNA binding; DNA-binding transcription factor activity, RNA polymerase II-specific. The transcript is spliced from 7 exons. Gene Ontology annotation, biological process: positive regulation of DNA-templated transcription; regulation of transcription by RNA polymerase II; cell fate specification. NCBI's taxonomy places the organism in Eukaryota, Metazoa, Chordata, Actinopteri, Elopiformes, Megalopidae.
UGGUUCAUUAGUGUUGGGAUCAGAGCAGGAAGGACAUGUGAGAGAGUCACAGUUCUCCAGUGAACAGGGCAAGAUCUAACAAUUUCAACUCCGUGUCGAUUACUCUCGCAUCUCCAUUUUAAGAGUGAUCUUAUUUUUCGCAACGCGACUUUUUGGAGGAGAACAGGGCAGCUCCCGAUCCGCUUCUAAAACGCCAAUGCAGUCCCACUGACUGAUAUUAUUGCGGGACUUCGUGGAAGCAUCAUCGCCGGGAGAAUUUAAAGCAACUCCUUCUAUUUUUUGGUCACCGAGAAGCGUCUGUAAAGUAACCUCCUUUUUAUUCCUGGCACCGCAGUCGACUCUACUCCUGCGCUUCUUACGAUUUCAAGACCACCAAGAAUUUAUUCAUACGGAUUCGUACUUCUUUUAUAGGAGGAAACAUUACAGCGUAUAAUAAUUUCACCUCGAUUUUUGGAUGCACCGAUGAGAGAUCCAGUUUUCACAGGGACUGCCAUGGCUUAUCACCCCUUCCACGCUCACCGGCCGGCCGACUUCCCCAUGUCAGCCUUCCUAGCAGCCGCUCAGCCUUCUUUCUUCCCGACGCUGACGCUACCUCCCGGCGCUCUCACCAAACCAAUCGCGGACCAUGCUCUCAGCGGAGCUGCGGAAGCAGGGCUGCACGCGGCUUUGGGUCAUCACCACCAGGCGGCUCAUCUUCGUACCCUCAAGAGCCUGGAGCCGGAGGAAGAGGUGGAAGACGACCCAAAAGUCACCCUUGAAGCCAAGGAACUGUGGGACCAGUUUCACAAAAUAGGAACCGAAAUGGUCAUUACCAAAUCUGGGAGGAGAAUGUUUCCUCCUUUUAAAGUUCGGGUGAACGGUCUUGAUAAAAAAGCCAAGUAUAUCUUACUGAUGGAUAUAGUCGCCGCUGACGACUGCCGCUACAAGUUCCAUAAUUCUCGUUGGAUGGUCGCGGGGAAAGCUGACCCAGAGAUGCCUAAGCGAAUGUACAUCCACCCGGAUAGCCCGGCCACGGGAGAACAGUGGAUGGCGAAGCCUGUUGCUUUUCAUAAACUCAAGCUGACGAACAACAUCUCGGACAAGCAUGGAUUUACUAUUUUGAAUUCUAUGCAUAAAUAUCAGCCCAGAUUUCACAUUGUGAGGGCCAACGACAUUCUGAAGCUCCCCUACAGCACUUUCCGGACUUACGUGUUCCCGGAGACGGACUUUAUUGCCGUCACUGCCUAUCAGAACGACAAGAUCACUCAGCUGAAAAUUGAUAACAACCCUUUUGCAAAGGGGUUCAGAGACACGGGAAAUGGAAGAAGAGAAAAGAGUUCUCUCUUCAGGAAGCAGCUAACCUUGCCAUCUCUGCGCAUGUAUGAGGAUCAGUGCAAGGUGGAUAGAGACGGCGGCGAUUCUGACGCCUCUUCUUGCGAACCAACGAUUGGAAGAGACUCUGUGCACUCACCGCUCGGACCCGUAACCAGCCCACUGAGGUUCAACCGAGCCAGCCGAGAAGAGAAGGUCUGCAACGACAGCGACCAAGAACCUGAUCCGCACGAGGAGCGCUCUGUUGGAGUGAGCAGCCCUGGUCCCGAGCCUCCAUCUCCCUUCAGCCCGAGAUGCGAGGACAGGGUGAAAGACAGGCCUAGCCCCGAUAAAAAAGGCGACUACCCGAAUUCGAAGAAAGACAACGACUCCAUAUUCAGUAUCAGAAAUCUGGAAAAGGACAAGUCGGAAAGCAGGCACAGGAAAGAGACCGAAUCUUCUAAGACAGACACAGACUGUGGAGGCCUUAGCGGGAGCAAAGAUGGGUUCUCCCCAUUGAUGGUGCAGACGGAGAGCCCCUCGCACUUCAGCGCGGGACACCUGCAAAGCUUAGCCCUCUCUGGGCUGCACAGUCAGCAGUUUUUUAACCCGCUGAACGCCGGACAACCUCUGUUUAUCCACCCGGGACAAUUUGCUAUGGCUCCUGGUGCUUUCUCAACCAUGGGUAUGGGACAUUUACUGGCCUCAGUUUCCGGAGCCAGCGGUCUGGAGAACGGUAGCCUGUCUGCCCAGAGCACGGGCACCCCGAGCCCCUUCCCAUUCCACCUGUCACAGCACAUGCUCGCCUCCCAGGGCAUUCCAAUGCCGACCUUCGGGGGACUUUUCCCGUAUCCGUACACCUACAUGGCUGCUGCUGCCGCAGCUGCCUCUGCUCUCCCCACCAGCAGCGCUGCGACUUCACUCUCCAGAAAUCCCUUCCUCAGCAGCUCCCGACCGCGGCUGCGAUUCAACCCAUACCAGAUCCCCGUGUCUAUCCCUCAAAGCACAAACCUGCUCACCACCGGACUGCCGAGCAGUCUCGCCCCCGGAUCCGAGUCAUCGAAAUCGGGCAGCAGGGAGACGAGCCCCGCUCCUGAGCCUCACAACCACAAAGCAGGGUCCAGCCAGAGAACCGGUUCCCCCAAAACAUCGCUGAAAGAAUCAAUCAACGAACUCCAGAACAUACAAAGACUGGUCAGUGGGCUCGAGAGUCAGAGGGAGACCUCCCCAGCUAAUGAUUCCCCAAAGUGACCGACGGCGUCCUAAAAUUCCAUCCAUUUACUUGGUUUUAAAUGUUCAAAUCUUUGUAAGAACUGUUUUGUACAGCACGCGGCAGAAUAUAACACGCUAGGAUGGAGGAGUGUUUGACCUGAAUCGCUGGCAUCACCAUAGAUGGGGUUACGCUCCCAAAAAGGUUUUAAAAGGCAUUCAUUGUUAUUCAAAUGGACAACGAAAAGACAUAUUGCGCUUGUAAUAGCCUAACCAAUGCGUUCUUGUGGCUAAACCUGAACAUAUAAGCAAUGUUGUGACGACUUCAAGGACGCCUGCGAAACUCAAACGUAAUGAAAAGUGAAUUGAUAACAGAAUCAAUUUCCACGUAUAUUUCCGGGAGCUAAUGGCAGACUGUGGAACCUGACACAAAGAUCACUCGAAUUGGAAAACAGUGAAGGAAUCAGCUUUGUUCAAAAGAAAAGCACUGAAUAUGUCAAAAAAUGGGAGUCAAAUUGGCCCACGAAGGAAGCAGAAACAAAGAUCAGCAUAAAGUGGAAGCGGUUGGCAGAUAAAAUGAAAGCUACAUCCAAAAAUAAAUACAUUUCAAAAGGGAUGGAGAGCGAAACGUUCCGUCAUGAAAACUGGUCUCUGAAACAUUUGUGGAUGAUCGAUCGCUUGUAAUAUCUGACGGACAGUUGUAUUUGAAUUAUUUAUGUAAUUAAAAGAAAAGUAAUUCUGUAAAUAAGGUAUAAGGAUCCAAGAAUAUGCAAAUUGGUAUUAAUUUAUUCAAAGCUGUACAUUGGCGUGUACAUACUACUUAGAUUUUAACACGUUGCAUUUAUUUUCCCUUUUUGUUUUUGAUUUUACAUGAACGUAUAUUGUAAAUGAAAUCCAUUUAGCGCUUGUUGGUUUGAAACAGAAGGUGUCUCUAUAUCUGUGAUGCAUUGCUAUUUGUCCUGCCUGUGACGCGUGAAGGAAGCGUGUGCCAUUGUUGCAUAACUGUUCAUUCGCCGAAAACACUCACCACAAUUAUGAAAGCUCCCAUCUGACCACCUGAUAAUAUACAGCUACACACAACGGCAGGAAUCCCUCAGGUUUUAUCACUCCAGCAGAGAAGAGAUUUGCUACGUUCCUCCUCAAAGAGUAAUGUGGGCGCUAGAUUUAAACGUAUCUCAUUUAUGCUGGUUAUUCGGGUAAAUUCAAAUGUUUUUUGUUGAA